AUGGGACAAGGCCAGAUGGCCCCUUACUCGCUGGACUACGUAGCCGUGCAAGCCGCGGUCGUGGCAGUAUAUAGCAUGAUGCAGAGGGGACCCGGGUACGGCAUCUCUCGGGGCGCGAGGAAGUCUGGAGAGCGUCGAGGGGCGUUUUCUGUCCUGCAUCACGUCCCGUCCUUGGCUGAUAGGCAAUGGCUGGACGAGGCCGUCGAGGAUGUGGAAGUUGCUCGCCAACGGUUGGCCUGUGCGCAGAAGAUGCGUGUGGGGAAGCCUCCACACUUUCUUUCCAAAACCAACACCAAGGAGAACCAGUUCGCCCCUCCACAUCACCAACCAACCUCACCACGUAACAACACAGUCGCCAACAUGACUUCUACAAUUGGCAUCCCCAUCAAGCUUCUCAAUGAGGCUCAGGGCCAUAUCGUCACUCUCGAGAUCACCUCCGGCCAGACCUACCGUGGCAAGCUUAUUGAAGCCAUGCUAACCAAUGCGCUUCCCCCAAAAACAGCCGAGGACAACAUGAACGUCCAACUCAAGGACAUCACCGUCACAGCCCGCGACGGGCGCGUCAGCCAUCUCGAACAAGUCUACAUCCGCGGCAGUCAUGUGCGAUUCUUUAUUGUGCCGGAUAUGUUGAGAAACGCCCCCAUGUUCCGCUCCCGCAACGUCCGCGGCCGCGGUGUCGGUCUCGCCCGCGGUCGUGCGACAGUCAGUAGGGCGCGCGCCGGUGGUCGUGGCGGCGCCAGAUAG
Molecule: messenger RNA, 744 nt
Organism: Neurospora tetrasperma FGSC 2508
Lineage: Eukaryota; Fungi; Ascomycota; Sordariomycetes; Sordariales; Sordariaceae
Exons: 6
Coding region: 1-744 (247 amino acids)
Biological process (GO): spliceosomal snRNP assembly; RNA processing
Cellular component (GO): pICln-Sm protein complex; U5 snRNP; spliceosomal tri-snRNP complex
Molecular function (GO): RNA binding
Source: RefSeq, a predicted model, not a curated record